AAUCUACCUAAUAAGGAAAUCACUGAGUGUAUUCGUUCGGUAUUUAGCAUAGCAACAAAAUAAUUUCCAGGCUGAAAACACAAUGAGUGACUCAUACUAUCACUACCACCAGCAGGAUAAUUAUUAUUCUACGCAUAAAGUUUGCAUUUGUCCAAAACAUAUUCAGGAUAUAUUAAAUGAAUAUUUUAUGAUUUAUGAAGGGAAAAUUAAAAACUUGAUCAAUCAAAUCUCAAAUCAUCAUCAUCAUGAUCAUCAGGAAGAAAUCUAUCCAAUCGAUAUUGAUUUACAUGAAAGGCUGUACAUUUUAUGGAUUGGAUAUUUCUAUGAAUUGUACAUCAAACCGGAUUCACUAUUCCAAAUAUUCUGGUUAUUCCUUCCCAUGGAUGACAACGAUACAGAGACAUUAAAAUAUCGCAGAAAUGUGAUUUGGUCAAAGAAAAUUCCAGCGAAAUUUAGAUUUCAGUGUCCACGUUGCAAUCAUAUAUGGACAUCAAAAAAUGGUUGCGUGAAUGUAUUUAUCUGUCAUCAUUCUCCUUUGUAUACAACCACAACAACAAUAAUAACGACGACGAUUAUAACGAAUCAGUUCUCCUGUCCAACAAAUAUUUAUGAAUUCCGUUAUACAUUUGACCGACAAAAGUGUACAUCCUGUUCAACAUCCAACGAAACAGUUUCAGGGUCAACAUAUCCACAUGAAGUGAUCAAGGUUUUACAAUAUAUUCGUCGUCAUAUUUCUGUGAAACCGGUCAAUAAUAAUCUGCCAUGCCAUGGAUUCAAAAUUGAAUUUACUGACACAUAUUCAUCAUCAACGGCACUAAAUUUGACAAAUUCUAAAGACCGCAACAAUUUAACCCUAGUGAAGUCCACGCUACCAUCAGUAAAUUAUAAGAAUGACCUCAAAGGUAUGGCCACAAGUAAAAUAGACAUAGUGUCAAAUGGGAAUCAACAGACCCCCGUCGAAUCUCUUCCAUCAAUCAAGGAUAAAACUGUCCAGAUCCAGAAGAAUUGCACUGACAAAUUAACCCCAGUAGAUGAAGAAUUUCAAAAAUUAUCAAUUACUGUUCAGCAGAAUCAGCAGCUUUUGGAACAGCAUUCAAAAAGUGACAAUUACAGAAACCUUAGUAAUGCUCACCUUUCUACAGAUUUGAACAAGGCCGAUGACGACGAUGAUAAUGAUAAUAGUAAUAAUAAAAAGGAUGAACUGAUGGCAGAGUUGAAUAAUGCUACGAAAGUAGUAGAAGUCGAAAUGUUGGUAAAAGACAAACCUGUUCAGAAACAAUCUCAAAAUUGCAUGAGCAAAAAGACACCAGUUCGCAUCUCCCGAUAUAUUUAAGAUUAACAUAACUCUCCAUACAUGUAAUUUAGAUUUUUGUAUAAAAAUUAAGAAAACUUGUUUGAGAAUGAUUUAUUACUGAUUUCAUCGUCUUUAAUUUCAUUUAAUCCGGUUUCAUUUUCAUCAGAAGAUGCUUUUUGGAUUCUUGUCUUCUCAUUUUCUCUGUUGACGCCAUCAUUUUAUUUAUAGCGCCAAAAACUUUCGAAUUCACACAGCAGUAAUAGACAAGUGCUGAAUACUCAAUGUUUCAAUAAUUACAUAUCAUGUAACUUUUGAUAAUUAAUUUGUUACUUUUUAUUCGUUAUCUUAUUCUUCUCCCGACGUAGACAAUCAACUUAUUACUCACUUUAUUUUAUGGUACGUAAUGAACACUAAAGAUAUUACCUCUCUUUUUUACCUCCUUUUUUGGUGUGAGGGAGUACUGGUUAAGCUUCUGUCAAGGUAAGUCUGGUCUGAAUUAUUAGGAAGGAUUUGUAGCUCAGGUGGAUGAUUUGGAUUUGAUUGUGUUGUUUGAAGCGGUGGAUUUAAUUGCUAAUUUUCCGUUGUCCUUACAGACAACAUCCCUUCAGUAUGAAAUGAAUUUAUUUGAAUCCCUCUUGCAAGAAUGAUGAUAUAAUUGUAUCUCCUAACAACCAUUACUGUGAUUGGUUAUAAUUUACACUGAUCAUUUUUAUUCACUUAAAAUCUGGACAUUUUCGUCAAAUGAUUUAUUUUUUAUUAUUUGAUAGAUUUGGCCUGUUGUCAUGUGUUUGGUUAUCCCUGACAUUCGUUUGAGUACCAAGCCUCUGGAAAUUUCUCGACUGUAUUUUUUCAUGUUCCCACUGCUUAAAAUUUCUACAUUUUCCCAGUCAUAAUAGUGUCCAUGAUUGUCGACAUACGUCGAUACAAAAGAAUACAUAUCGUGUUUUUUCACAGCUAAUUUGUGUUCUUGGAAUGAGAUUCUAUGGGAACGUCCCGUUGGACCAGUGUAGUGUUUAUAGCAGCUUAUACAAUUUAUUCUUUAGAUGGUGUGUUGAUCGUUUCUCCUCUUGCUCCUGGAUCCUUUAUUCUACACAAUAUUGAAUGAAGUGAUUGUGUUGGUCGGUUUGUGUUGUGUGUAUAAUUUAAAUGGUUUUAGCAUUCUAGCUAUUAUUAUUUCAGAGAUAUUCUUUAUAUAUAUGGUAGAAUUAAUUUUCUUGUAGACUUUGAAGAUGGUUUCUUGUUGAUAUUUAGAUUUCACUUUAAACAUUUAAUUUCUAAUGAAAUAGUACGAGUAUUUACUUUUCUUGAAGAGAAAGUUAGCACAU
Messenger RNA from Trichobilharzia regenti, 2619 nucleotides. Lineage: Eukaryota; Metazoa; Platyhelminthes; Trematoda; Strigeidida; Schistosomatidae. The record is from the annotation of a GenBank genome assembly.